This is a messenger RNA of Condylostylus longicornis, 1300 nucleotides long. RefSeq names its product dihydroorotate dehydrogenase (quinone), mitochondrial (gene Dhod). Gene Ontology annotation, molecular function: dihydroorotate dehydrogenase activity. Gene Ontology annotation, biological process: 'de novo' pyrimidine nucleobase biosynthetic process; pyrimidine ribonucleotide biosynthetic process. NCBI's taxonomy places the organism in Eukaryota, Metazoa, Arthropoda, Insecta, Diptera, Dolichopodidae. Bases 6 to 1160 code for a protein of 384 amino acids. Gene Ontology annotation, cellular component: mitochondrial inner membrane; cytoplasm. The transcript is spliced from 2 exons. The record is from RefSeq and is a predicted model, not a curated record.
AAAAAAUGAAAUCAAUUGCGCUUGUAACUUCCGCUGCUACAGUGUUUUUUGGUGGAAUAAACAUUUAUAAAGGCAAUGAAAAAUUCUAUGAAAAUAUUAUCAUGCCAAUAUCACGCAUGCUACCACCCGAAACAGCACAUAUGCUAGCAGUCAAGGCUUGUAAAUAUAAAUUGUUUUAUGGAAAAACUCUUGAUGAUUUGAAAAUUCUUGAAACACAGUUUUUUGGGCGUAGUAUGUCGAAUCCUAUUGGUAUAGCAGCAGGAUUUGACAAACAAGGAGAAGCUGUCGAAGGCUUAGAGCAAAUAGGUUUCGGUUUAGUAGAAGUUGGCUCAAUUACACCAUUACCACAACCCGGUAAUCCAAAGCCUAGAGUUUUUCGGUUAAUUGAAGAUCAAGCAAUUAUAAAUAGAUAUGGUUUCAAUAGUGAUGGACACGAAAUUGUUUAUCAACGUUUAAAAGAAUUAAAAGAUCGUAAAUGCUUUAAAGGUGUACUCGGAGUGAAUUUAGGUAAAAAUAAAACAUCAGAAAAUGGGAAUAUGGAUUACGUGAAAGGUAUUGAGGUUUUUGGUCCAAUAUGUGAUUAUUUAGUAAUUAAUAUCAGUAGUCCCAACACACCAGGCUUAAGAAAUUUACAAUAUAAGAAAAAUUUGGAAGAUUUGCUUACAGAUGCAAUAAAAGCUCGAAAUAAUUUAACAUCAUAUAAGCCGGUUUUCUUGAAAAUAGCACCAGAUUUAACAAAGGAAGAAGUAAAAGACAUCACCAAAGUUAUUUCCAAAAAAGCUUGCAAGAUUGAUGGAUUAAUUAUUUCUAAUACAACAGUAGAUAGAACCAAUUUACGUAAUGAGUUAUAUAGCCAGGAAGUUGGAGGUUUAAGUGGAGCUCCUCUAAAGCUAAAAUCUACAGAGUUAAUCGCACAAAUUUAUUAUGAAACCAGUGGAAAAAUACCCAUUAUAGGAGUCGGUGGAGUUUUCGAUGGAAAAGAUGCUUAUGAAAAAAUUCUAGCUGGAGCUUCUUACAUACAAAUUUAUACCGCUCUUAUAUAUAAUGGCCCACCCAUAGUUAACAAAAUCAAAAUAGAACUAAAUGAGCUCUUAGAGAAAAAUGGAUACAGAAAUGUCAAUGAAGCGGUAGGAAAAAACUAUAAAAAAUAUUUAAGAUAAAAGUUUGUCAUAUAUUAUCUAGUAAAACAAUAAAUUGUAAAACUCCUAUUAUUUUUUAUUGGCCGGCUCCACAUUUAAAAUUCUGCCAUCCAAAAAGUGAUUUGUUUUAUUAGCUGCAGCAUUAUAUCCAUCUCUUGUAC